AUGGCGGAUCAAGUAAAGGAGAGGACUUUAGAGGAGACCUCUACGUGGGCCGUCGCUGUGGUUUGCUUCGUCUUACUAUUCAUUUCCAUUGUCCUUGAACACUCCAUUCACAAAAUUGGAACUUGGUUCAAACAGAAGCACAAGAAGGCUCUUUAUGAAGCUCUUGAAAAAGUCAAAGCAGAGCUUAUGUUGUUGGGGUUCAUAUCACUACUCCUAACAAUUGGACAAACACCAAUCUCAAAUAUAUGCAUCUCCAAAAAAGUUGCAUCAUCAAUGCACCCUUGCAGCGCCGCACAAGAAGCUGAAAAAUACGGCAAGAAAGACUCAGGCAAAAAAGGAGACGAUGAGGAAAAACCAAGUCAUAGACUUCUCCUUGAGUUAGCUGAAUCUUUUAUCCCUAGACGAAGUUUAGCUACCAAAGGUUAUGACAAAUGUGCAGAGAAGGGGAAAGUGGCUUUUGUAUCUGCUUAUGGUAUCCACCAGCUGCAUAUAUUCAUCUUCGUGCUCGCGGUGGUUCAUGUUAUCUACUGCAUUGUCACUUAUGCUCUCGGAAAGACCAAGAUGAGGAGGUGGAAGCACUGGGAGAAUGAGACCAAGACCAUAGAAUAUCAGUAUUCCAACGAUCCUGAGAGGUUCAGGUUUGCGAGGGACACAUCUUUUGGAAGAAGACAUCUCAAUUUCUGGAGCAAGACUAGUGUUACUCUAUGGACAGUCUGUUUUUUCAGACAGUUCUUUGGAUCAGUCACCAAAGUUGAUUACUUAGCUUUGAGGCAUGGUUUCAUCACGGCUCAUUUUGCUCCAGGGAGUGAAAGAAGUUUUGAUUUCCGCAAGUAUAUUCAGAGAUCAUUAGAAGAAGACUUCAAAACUGUUGUUGAAAUUAGUCCGGUUAUCUGGCUUGUAGCAGUGCUAUUCCUCUUGACCAACACAAGUGGACUACGUUCUUACCUCUGGCUACCAUUUAUUCCACUCGUUGUGAUUCUAAUAGUUGGAACAAAACUUCAAGUCAUUAUAACCAAACUGGGUCUAAGAAUCCAAGAGAAAGGUGAUGUGGUGAGAGGAGCCCCAGUGGUUCAGCCUGGUGAUGAUCUCUUCUGGUUUGGCCGCCCUCGGUUCAUUCUUUUCCUAAUCCAUUUGGUUCUUUUCACGGUACGUUUCAAUAUCCUUAACCACUCGGUUCAUCCUAACGGUAUGAUGAUAAAACUCAUAAGCCCUUGA
Molecule: messenger RNA, 1215 nt
Organism: Eruca vesicaria subsp. sativa (arugula)
Lineage: Eukaryota; Viridiplantae; Streptophyta; Magnoliopsida; Brassicales; Brassicaceae
Source: the annotation of a GenBank genome assembly